AUGGCCGACCAACACACCUACAAGUUCAACGUCUCCAUGAGCUGCGGCGGCUGCUCCGGCGCUAUCGACCGCGUCCUGAAGAAGCUUGACGGCAUCGAGUCCUACGAGGUCUCCCUCGACAAGCAAGAGGCCACCGUCGUCGCCAAGCCCGACCUCGCCUACGAGACCGUGCUGAAGACCAUCAAGAAGACGGGCAAGAAGGUCAACAGCGCCGAGGUCGACGGCGUCAGCAGGAGCAUCGAGUUGCCCGAGGAGGUCCAGGCCGCGGCUUAA
This is a messenger RNA of Neoarthrinium moseri, 273 nucleotides long. RefSeq lists its product as uncharacterized. Gene Ontology annotation, molecular function: copper chaperone activity; metal ion binding. The transcript has 2 exons. The record is from RefSeq and is a predicted model, not a curated record. NCBI's taxonomy places the organism in Eukaryota, Fungi, Ascomycota, Sordariomycetes, Amphisphaeriales, Apiosporaceae. Bases 1 to 273 code for a protein of 90 amino acids. Gene Ontology annotation, biological process: copper ion transport. Gene Ontology annotation, cellular component: cytosol.